AUGAAUGUGAAGAAGGUAAAUGCGAGAAGACUUCUCAGUUUUCUGGCGUGGGACUUUCACCAUACAGUCCGAAUUACUGUACAACAUUUAUUCGCGACGGUGCUUUCCUGUACACAGGAUCAGGUUAGAUUUUUUCACUCUCUAGAGCUGAAAUUUUUGAUGCAAUUUUGAAA
Molecule: messenger RNA, 173 nt
Organism: Enterobius vermicularis (human pinworm)
Lineage: Eukaryota; Metazoa; Nematoda; Chromadorea; Rhabditida; Oxyuridae
Source: the annotation of a GenBank genome assembly